Messenger RNA from Parasteatoda tepidariorum (common house spider), 1831 nucleotides. The record is from RefSeq and is a predicted model, not a curated record. Lineage: Eukaryota; Metazoa; Arthropoda; Arachnida; Araneae; Theridiidae.
GAUUAAGAAAUUACUGUUCACUUUUAAAGUUUAUCAUUUAAAAUAUUCUCAAAGCCUGUUCAUGUUUAUUUUUCUAGAUUUUUUUUCCUCCAUUGCACAAAAAGAUGAAUGUGGUUUGCACCAUUGCCCCUUGUGUCCAUAUGCUUCACCAAUAUCAACGAAUGUCAGAGUGCAUUUGCGAAUCCAUACUGGGUUGAAGUCUCAUACUUGUAAAAUCUGUGGCAAGUCCUUUUCGCAGAAGGCCCACCUGAUUACACACAUGAGGCUGCAUUCAGGAGAACGUCCCUUCAAGUGUGAUCUUUGCACCAAAAGUUUCACUCAAAAAGUGCAUUUACAGAGACAUUAUUUUCGGUGCAACUACAACAUGACAUGCUUCAUUCCUGAUUCUUUCGGUCUACACCACGACGUUCAUCUUCAGUGGAUACCAUCCCACGUUGACAUCUUUGGAAAUGAGCAAGCGGAUCGCUUGGCCAAGGAGGGCUGUAGUCAUUUAACAUCUUCGUCCUCAGCCCUUACCUUUUCUGAGUAUCAAUCCAAAAUCAAAAGCCAUUUAUCAAAAAAGUGGAGGAUCCCUCCCUCUCAUCAUUGGUAUGCGGCCAAGGAACCGGGCUCUUCACUUGUUCAUGUAGGUGAUAGAGCAUCUCAAACAGCUAUUUCCAGACUGGCAAGCGGACACACGAACAGUCUCUCGUACUUUAAAGGAAGAAAGACUUAUGCAGUUUGCUCUAAAUGUGAAGCCCAGCAGGCCUCAGCAGAACAUAUCCUCGACUGCUUGGGCCUUUCCAAGGAGGACUUAUAUGCUUCUCCACUUCUUGUAAUCGACUUUUUGAGGAUCAAAGGGUCAACAACUUACUGGAUCUUGUCUGACCUCGUCAGACAAUUAGAGGAUAAACAACAACAACAUAUAUCAGAUAGAUCUCUUUUCAAUGUUACAUUUACAGUUAGAGAUAUAAUUGAGCAGGAAUUUGCGCUCUCAUGUGGGAUUUCUGAUGCUUACCAAAAUGAAGAAGGUUUAUUUGUUUGUGAAUUCUGUACAUAUUCUACCAAUAACAAAUAUAGUUUGAAAACUCACGUAAGCAUGCAUACCAAAGAACGGCAGUAUAUAUGUGGAGUGUGUCAAAAAUCCUUUAACCAAAAAGGUCAUCUGAAUCAACAUUACAGAAUACACACUGGUGAAAAACCUUAUAAAUGUGACAUUUGCAAUAAGCAAUUUAAUCAGUCAUCCAAUUUGCGUUCUCAUAAACUUAAGCACAUUAAAAAAAAUGUAUUUAUGAAUGCUGAUUAUUACUAAUGUAUUUAUCAUAAUGAUUUGAAAAAAGUGCUCUGCACAAUAUUUUACUUCAAUUAAAAUUAUAAUUUUGCAUAUAUUUUUAAAUAAUUGUGAUUUAUUGUUGCAAUAUUAGUCUAAACUUGUACUAUUUUAGAAAAAAAUUAUUUUCUGUACUGUUAUAAUUUUUUUCAAUGGGAAUCUCUGAUGCUUACCAAAAUGGAGGUUUAUUUGUAGGCAAAUUCUAUACAUAUUCUACAAGUAACAAAUAUAAUUUGAGAACUCACAUAGAUAUGCAUACCAAAGAACGGCAGUAUAUACUUGGAGUGUGUCAAAAGUCCUUCAGCCAAAAGGGUAAUCAUCAUCAUUAUAGUAAGCACAUCGGAGAAAAACAUUAUAAAUUAAAUGUAGCAUUUGCAAUAAGCAAUUUAAUAUAUCAUCCAAUUUGCAUUCUCAUGAACUUAACCGCAUUAAAAAAAUGUAUUCAUAAUUGCUAAUUAUUACUAAUAUAUUACAAUGAUUUGAAAAAGUGCCCAGCAUAAUAUUUUGCUCUAAAUGAAAAUA